Mercurialis annua (annual mercury) is the source of this 567-nucleotide messenger RNA. RefSeq names its product copper transport protein ATX1. The transcript has 3 exons. The coding region runs from base 114 to 392 and encodes 92 amino acids. Gene Ontology annotation, molecular function: metal ion binding. Lineage: Eukaryota; Viridiplantae; Streptophyta; Magnoliopsida; Malpighiales; Euphorbiaceae. The record is from RefSeq and is a predicted model, not a curated record.
UUAUCAUAAACAAGUCUCUAUAUAAAUCCAUAACUCAUCACCACCAAUCUCACAAGUCCCAACGCCAAAAACACAUUCAGAGACUCAAUAUUUUCUUGUCACUUUUUAAUACAAUGUCUCAGACUACUGUGCUCAAGGUUGGUAUGUCAUGUGAAGGUUGUGUUGGUGCUGUGAAAAGGGUUUUGGGCAAAAUGGAAGGUGUGGAAUCAUUUGAUAUUGAUUUGAAGGAGCAAAAGGUGACAGUGAAGGGAAACGUACAGCCAGAUGCAGUUCUUCAGACCGUUUCAAAGACUGGCAAGAAAACUACUUUCUGGGAAGCAGAAGCACCUGCUCAACCCGAAGCAAAGCCUGAAGAAGCAGCAAAGCCCGAAGAAACUGUGGCUGCUGCUUGAUGCUGUACGUAGUUCUGAAUGGAUCACGAUUCUCAAACUUGAUAUGGUUAUAAUGUGUAUUGCUAUAAUGUUGCACCCUUAUACUUAGCGGGGAGCUACAAUAAUCACUUUGAUGUCUUCUGUGCGGUUGUGUAUUAUUAUUGAAAAGAAAAUGUGCUUCUUCUUUUUCGAUGUA